UACAGGUUGACGCGUACGUGUAUUAAGCUUCCAUGUGUGACUUCGUGGUAGCAUUGCUCAGCUUGCGGGCUGAACGCAGUACAUGUAGACUGAUUAUUGAGGGCUGGCGUUAUUCAGAUUUUCAUUCGUCGUUGUCAUACUAUGGACGAGGUUAUCAACCUGAAUGUGGGAGGAAGCCUGUACACCACAUCACUGUCGACUCUCACCCGCUACCCAGACUCCAUGCUCGGCUCCAUGUUCAGCGGUCGCAUCCAGUCGGCCCGCGACGCGCAGGGCAACUACGUGAUCGAUGGCGACGGUCCGCUCUUUCGCUACGUCCUCAACUUCCUCAGGCGCUCCACCCUGACCCUGCCGGACGACUUCCGGGAGCUGGAUCUGCUGGCGGCCGAGGCCGACUUCUACCAGAUACGGGAGCUCAUCCAGGCCGUGGCCCGGCUUCGGGAGGACCAAGAGCGACAGGGAGAGGAGGCGCGGAGGCAGGCAGAGCGCAUCCCGGAGAUGGAGUUCGUGGAGGUGGAGUUCGAGUGCGCUUCGGGCCAGUGGAUCGUCUUCGGCAGCGCCGAUGUCCUCAAGAGGAUUCCCGUGGUGGUUGGGUCCUUCAAGGACGGCCACACCUUCAAAAGCCGGCUGACGCGGUCGGAGGAGUACGGGCUGAACCUUCCUCGGGGCCAACCCGUGAACCGGGUGCGGCUGUUCCGAGAGACGUCGCUGCUCGGCUUCAGGCUGGCGUGUACGUCUUCCAGCGGCGGGGACGAGCGAUCCACGGACCGAUGGGUCUUCGCUCGUGAGGUCAAAUGAUGACUUCUUUUCAGAUAGACUACUUCGUAAUCAUUACUUCCAUGGCAUAUCAGCUGACACAAUGUUCCAUCCAGGGACAUCAUUUGGGGGGGGUAUUUAUCGUACCUCGUAGCUGAGUCGCCAAGCAAUAUUUCUUCCAAUAAUAUUUCCAUAUUAUAUUAUUUUUUCAAUAAUGAUGACCGCACCUAUAGCUUUGCGGUAAUUCUCUGUCACUUUUAUUAAGAAUGGCUUUAGUAGUCAUCAUAUAUAGUUUUAUAUAUAGAGUAGAGAAGGUCACCAAUAAAGGUCCCUCGCUUUGUGUGUUGAACUCCACGUGAUCACGCUUACCUGGAGCGAAAAAAUCAUUAACUGAGUCCGCACUCUUCAAGGCGAAUUUUCGUGGAAACCGUCAUCAUCAUGUGGACCCGCGCAGUUCACGUGACGGCUUUGCUGCACCCGUCGUAAGAUUUCAUACAGGACCUCCUCUGUUCACAGGAGUCUGUUCACGGAAACCGCAUGGCAGUGAAGAAGCAGCCUUUUUUACGUCCUGAGACGAACUCAUCUCUAUAUCUUGAGCCAUAAUUUGAGUCUUCUGGGUGGGUCAGAGAGUAGAUGAUCAUCGGCAUUUUAACCACCUAGUGUUUAAAUCUGCCACACUGUAAAACCUUUGGUGUUAGAAUUAACACUUUUUGGUGUUAUUAGAUGACCACACCAUAGGGUGUUACUUUAACACUGAUGAUGUUACUUUGCACA
Acanthaster planci (crown-of-thorns starfish) is the source of this 1530-nucleotide messenger RNA. RefSeq lists its product as uncharacterized. The record is from RefSeq and is a predicted model, not a curated record. NCBI's taxonomy places the organism in Eukaryota, Metazoa, Echinodermata, Asteroidea, Valvatida, Acanthasteridae. Gene Ontology annotation, molecular function: protein binding. Gene Ontology annotation, biological process: protein homooligomerization.